UUGGUACAUUGUGUUAGAGAACAAUGUAUUAUUCAAUAUAAUAAAAGCUUUUUCAAUAAUAAAGCCUAUGCUACAAUGACAAUUUAACACAGAAUAAAAUUCUAAGAUUAUCUUUGCUUGCAUAUUAUAAAGAGAUCAGACAUCACUUUUUAUGUAGCAAUUGGCCAUAAUAAUGUUUAAUGUAAAUUGAAACCUGUAACCCUAACAUCGGUGAAGCUUUAAUUUGAUAAGAAAUUAAAAAAAAGUUCAAUAUUGUCAGUUACUCAGCUCGAUAUUUGAGCAAAAUACAAAAUAUGGUGAGAUUCACAUUAAUUUGUCAGAAUUUCUUAUAAAUCAAUGCUUUCCAUUCAACCAAUGCUGACAGUUUCAAAUAAAACUCCCCAUAUUCUACUAGACCAUGCAAACUGAGUUAAACGAUCACUUUGUUGUUUUUUGAUUCAAUAAACAUAGCUUCUUUCAACAAGGCUUCACUAUCAAUAAAAAUCCGCAGAUUCAAAUAUUGCGCGCCACAAGAAACCAAGAUUACGAAUCCACUGCUUCCAACUUCAGUAUGAUUUGAAACAUUUCCAUAUUCUAAUAAUAAUUUUAGAUUGAGUUGUGAUAGAAAUUGUCAAAUAUAUCUUUAGCCAAUUAUUAAAAAAAAUAUUGGAGUCAGAAAAGAAAAACUAGAAGACUAGAAACUAGAAAGUUUGGCAGCACUGUCAUUUGCGAUUCAGAAUUCAAUUCGGUUAUCAGUGGUUGUUCUACUUGUAUUGUACCUCCGUUGUUGAUUGACAACAUUCAAGCUUUCAGUACAGUACACAAGUCGAGUAUUGCACCGAUUGAAAUUUUAUUAAAUUUUAGUACAAUAUAAGUUAAGUGUUCACAAUAUUAUUCAAAUGAAAUGUUCUUCGUGUGUUUAUAGUUGAUAGAUUUUCCCAUCAAUCGACGGGUUCUUCUAAUUUCUAGUCGUUGUAGGCCUAUUCGGAACUGAGAUUAUGUUGACUCAAAGUGAAUCGCCUUGAAAAGUGGUCAGCUGUUUUUAAAAACUACGCAACAGUGUCUGACUUGUUUUUGAAAAGUUAUGUUCAUCACACAACAAUACGACACUUUUCAUUCUUCUGGAAUACAGAAUACAGUAGGUAAGAUUACAGCAAGAAUGAUUCCAACAGAGGUACUGGGAGGUGGCAUCCUCCUGCUGCUGGUGUAUGUGUUGAGUGCCAGCCACGUGGCUCGCUACUACGCCAAGUUCACGCUCUUCUUUGUGUUGAUCACCAUAGCUGCCACCGUAUUCAUCCCUCUGAUGCUGCUCACGCCACGCGAUUACAGGAAUGCAUUAUUACCUUCAUGGGGCGCCAGACAAAUCUCUAAGCUGCUGGGACUGCAGUGGAAAGUCAGAGGUCUGGAGAAUGUCGUCAAAGACUCAGGCUGUGUGGUCAUCAUCAAUCAUCAGAGUGCACUGGAUCUAUUAGUAUUGGCAGAAAUAUGGCCCCUGAUGGAGAGAUGCACAGUGAUAUCCAAGCGAGAGUUGUUCUACCUGUGGCCAUUCGGGUUGGCAUGCUGGCUGUGGGGAACCAUAUUCAUCGACCGGCUCAAUGUCGAGAAAGCCAUCACUACUGUCAAUAACACUGGUCAAACUAUUCGCACAAAAAAGGUUAGUUCCAUCUUUCCUAUCAUUCUCAACUGCCAUUAUGGCGUUUGCCUCCCUAUAGGCCUAUAGUCUGAAUAAAAUAAGUUAAGACUUGGCCCUUCAUCCGAAGAUAUUACAGGGUUGCC
Nilaparvata lugens (brown planthopper) is the source of this 1755-nucleotide messenger RNA. Its product is annotated as 1-acyl-sn-glycerol-3-phosphate acyltransferase alpha. Gene Ontology annotation, molecular function: 1-acylglycerol-3-phosphate O-acyltransferase activity. Lineage: Eukaryota; Metazoa; Arthropoda; Insecta; Hemiptera; Delphacidae. The coding region runs from base 1064 to 1699 and encodes 211 amino acids. The record is from RefSeq and is a predicted model, not a curated record. Gene Ontology annotation, cellular component: endoplasmic reticulum. Gene Ontology annotation, biological process: phosphatidic acid biosynthetic process. The transcript has 5 exons.